Messenger RNA from Mobula hypostoma (lesser devil ray), 6563 nucleotides. RefSeq names its product small conductance calcium-activated potassium channel protein 2-like. Gene Ontology annotation, cellular component: neuronal cell body; neuron projection; plasma membrane. NCBI's taxonomy places the organism in Eukaryota, Metazoa, Chordata, Chondrichthyes, Myliobatiformes, Myliobatidae. Bases 1 to 1950 code for a protein of 649 amino acids. Gene Ontology annotation, molecular function: calmodulin binding; small conductance calcium-activated potassium channel activity. Gene Ontology annotation, biological process: potassium ion transmembrane transport. The record is from RefSeq and is a predicted model, not a curated record. The transcript is spliced from 9 exons.
AUGCGAGUUGUUUUGGUCCGCGCGGCCAAUGAGACCGGCAGCCUGGGCCGUGGGAGCCCGAGUGUGGCGCAGGUCCCGGGCGCGCUGCAGUGCGCAGCCGGCGGAGUCAUGGAGCGUGCGGGGGAUCGGGGCGCAGCGGGGCCGGGCCGGGGGUGCGGAGCGCAGCCUCAGCCUCAGCACCAGCACCACUGCAACUGUCAGCACAGGAACCAGGGGCUGCACAGACACUGCUGGCACGGCAGCCAGAACCAGUCCGGAGAAUACCAGGUGAACACUGGUGACUUCCAUCGCCUGCAUCAUGCUGGAUCCAAAAACAGCUUCUGCGAGAGCAACCCUUUCACAGAGAUAGCCAUGACCAGCUGCAAGUAUAAUGGAGGGGUGGUGAGACCCCUCAGUAGCCUUGGCACCUCGCACAGAAACCUCCAUGACCUGGACUCGGAGACACAGCCUCUGCACACCAACUCUGGCUUGGAGGUGGUGGUCUCCAAACCUGACCAGAACAACAUCUCCAACGACAGCUUGGUGAAUGAGGGCAGAAAAUCUCCCAAGAAGUCCCAGAAUAUCGGCCAUAAGCUAGGACACCGGAGAGCCCUGUUUGAGAAAAGGAAGCGGCUCAGUGAUUACGCGCUGAUAUUUGGAAUGUUUGGGAUUGUUGUUAUGGUGACAGAGACAGAGUUGUCAUGGGGAGUUUACACUAAGGCGUCACUUUAUUCCCUCGCACUCAAAUGCCUUAUCAGCCUCUCUACUGUAAUAUUACUGGGUCUCAUUGUUGUCUAUCAUGCUCGUGAGAUUCAGCUCUUCAUGGUGGACAAUGGAGCCGAUGACUGGAGAAUAGCCAUGACGUAUGAAAGAAUAUUCUUCAUCUGCUUGGAGUUGUUGGUGUGUGCGAUUCACCCGAUCCCUGGGCAGUACAUCUUCACAUGGACCGCACGCCUAGCCUUCAGCUACACAACGUCGAUGGCCAACGCAGACGUGGACAUUAUCCUUUCCAUCCCCAUGUUUCUAAGACUUUAUCUCAUUGCCAGAGUGAUGUUGCUUCACAGUAAGCUAUUUACUGACGCCUCAUCCAGAAGUAUUGGAGCGCUCAACAAGAUAAACUUCAACACGCGCUUUGUCAUGAAGACUCUGAUGACGAUAUGCCCAGGGACUGUGCUCCUGGUCUUUAGUAUCUCCUCCUGGAUUAUUGCUGCCUGGACUGUACGCGUGUGUGAAAGAUACCAUGAUAAACAGGAAGUCACCAGCAACUUUUUGGGAGCAAUGUGGCUAAUUUCAAUCACGUUUUUGUCGAUUGGAUACGGAGACAUGGUGCCUCAUACAUACUGUGGGAAAGGAGUCUGUCUCCUGACAGGCAUUAUGGGAGCUGGCUGUACAGCACUUGUGGUCGCAGUGGUCGCACGGAAACUAGAACUCACCAAAGCUGAGAAGCACGUGCACAACUUCAUGAUGGACACGCAGCUAACAAAGCGGGUAAAAAACACGGCUGCCAAUGUACUCAGGGAAACGUGGCUGAUCUACAAACACACCAAACUGGUAAAGAAGAUCGAUCACGCCAAAGUACGCAAACACCAACGGAAGUUUCUACAAGCCAUUCACCAAUUGAGAGGUGUUAAGAUGGAGCAGAGGAAGUUAAAUGACCAAGCGAACACACUGGUGGAUCUAGCCAAGACACAGAACGUGAUGUACGACAUCCUGUCGGAGCUGCAGGAGAAGAAUGAAGACUUGGAGAAACGGAUUGUCACGCUGGAGACCAAACUGGACUCGCUGACUGCCAGCCUGCAGGCUUUGCCCGGACUGAUCACCCAGGCCAUCGGCCAGCAGCAGCGAGACUUCUUUGAGACUCACUCGCACAGGUUCAAACCCGUCACUUAUAGCUCGGAGAGGUCGUGGACGCCCACGCGGCGGCGCCGAUCGCCAUCGACAGCACCACAUACAUCUUCUGACAGCAGCUAGGAGCUCUCAGAAGUAAAUGAUCUGAUCUCACUUGGCCAUUGUGUGGCUUCCAAUGUUAGCUUUUAUCUAUAAAGCCAUCUCUAUUUAUAAGUUUGGUUUUAGGACACCAGAGUGAUGCUGCGGAUUACCAUUAAUAUUUAAAAGGGUAAAGCAGCUCCCAAGGCUUGUGCCAAGGGGUUUGGGCCAGUAUAUAGGUUGAAGCCAUCUCCCUUAAGACCCCUCUUCCUCCUCUCUGACCUUUCCUUCCCCCUCCUACUCACCAACACACAAAGCAGUUUUGUCUCUCCAGCGACAAGCAAUAUAAUCUAUCAGCAAGGUUUUCCUGUGCUGUUCAUCCCAGUGCCAUCGUCCAGCCUUGUGCAAGACCUUCACUUUGAGGACCCUUGACUGUGAAUAAUUGGGAUCGUUUCGACAUGGACUGUUGGAAGAUAGCAUUGCUCUGGCAAGAUCCAGGUUUCCCUUCCGGAAUCUAUCCUAUUUAUAGGGCUCGAUAGGCUUUAGGAAGUACUUAAUUUUGGUGGGUGAUUGUGGCAUGGGCAGUUAGUUUGUGAGUUCAGUGUUGUGUCAGGACAGCUUUGCUUUGUGGACUGUAGUUCCUGCAUCCUGUCAUUGGAUUUCCGUAGUAGAGAAUGGGUAAAUCUCUAUUCCUGAGCAGAGCUGAGCCAGUGCAGUGCAUCUUCGAUCUGCAGAUUGAGUUCAGAAGGACCUUAGCUGAAGAAGGACCUGUGUGUGGAUCUCAGCAGCCCCUAAAGAUUAGCCAAGGCUCCUUCUCUCAAUCAUUGGCUGAGUGCCAGUGGCUGCUGGAUAGCGAAAGGAUGUGAUAUCUCUCAGGCCAAGCCCAAAGAGCCAGUCUAUACUGGAGUUACAACACUGACAGGAACUUCCAUUUAUAUAACAGCUUUAACAUAACAAUAUACACAAAGGUGCUUCACUGGGGCAUUCAAAAACAAUCUUUACAUUGUCUUUACAUAAGCAGAGAUAUCUAGACCAGUGACCAGUAGCUUGAUCAAAGAGGAGAUGAAUUGAACCAAGAGAUUUUGGGUGGAAGUUCCAGAGCUCACGGUCACUAGGGUGGAGAGGGAUGAUCAAGAGGAGCACAAGACUCCAUGGGGGCAUAGGGUGUAUGCAGACUGGAAGUGGCCAUGAAGAUAGAAGCAAAGGGAGACUUUGCACGUAUUUGAAAGCAAGGUUGAAGAUUUUCAGAUUGAGGUGUUGUUAGACUAGAUGGGUGAUGGAUGAACAGGAUCAGCUUGUACUUAGAAAUUGUACUAAAUUAGACUAUUUGGAGAGUUAGCAAGGGCUUGCUCAGAUUUAGUAUAUAGUGUGAAAAUUCUCUUCAGCAGUGUAGUGACUUUCUAUCAUAUCCAUUGAUUUUACAUCAGAGACUGGUUCCUUCUGGCUUUCCAAUUUUCAAUGACUGAUUUCCCUCACUAUGGUCUUGAGAAAGGAGAAACAGGGCAAUAACCUAGUCAAUAGACACAGUCUGGAGCUCACGUAAUUAUUUGGUAAGUACCAAUACUUAUUGUUAAGUGCUGCUGGACUUUGCCCCUUGUUUGAUAUACUUCAAGACCAAAGGAAUGGAAAACACUGAGGUCAUAACAGCAACAGCAAACUCUCAGACAGUUCUGUACUCUCAUGCUGGGAUUGGAGGCUAACCAAGAGUUUGGUAAAGUCAAUGAUCAGAAAGUGGAACAGUUUUAGAAGUGUAAAUGUUGUGUUGGUCAACUCCUGGGAGCAGGAAUAAUAAUGUCAACACAAACAGUGGUUUAUCCCAACUCAGGAGGCUGUGCCCAAAAGGUCUGGGAGGAUGCCAGAAAAAGAAAUGGGUGUUAAAGUAGUACUGGAAUCUAUUUGUUAAAAGAAAACCCGACAUGGGAUUUCCUUGGGUCCAAGGGCUAUGGAACAUUGGUUCAUUUUUACUGUAGCAAACUCUAAAUAUCAGUGACAAAAGAAGAAAAAAGGAAGCAAGCAUCCGUUUGGGACUCACUUUACUGUGAGAACAGCCAAUUCUUCCUCUGUAGCAAUGGUCAUCAGCCUUUCCCUAUCCAAACCUCAGAACUCCUCAGUCAACCCAAUGAAAUGGCUGCCUGCCCACACAAAGUGAGGAAAUGAAAGCUUUGCCGAUUGUUUCUACACCUUUCCCUCUUUGUUCUACCAAAUCAUCAGCUGCUCCCCUUCCAUUCAAUUCAAUCUCACUAUCCUUCCCCUAUCACUGGGACCACUUUAACUACCCAGCAUCUCAGCCUCCCACCCUUUAUCUCCCUUUUCCUCCUCUCCAUCCUAUAUCAGGCUUUAUUCCUCCUCCUUCCUCACCACCCCAAGAUCCCUUUCCCCUGUCACACCAGCUUCUCUUCCUAUUCCUAUUUGCUCCCCUCCCCCAACCCCCACCCUCCUACGCUGGUCGGUGCUGCAGCCUCCAUUGAUACUGGCAUGAAGGUAUUUUGGCCCUGCUGUCAAUCAGUCCAUUGUGACCAAUGAAAACUCAAAUUGGCCUGCAGCUGGGGUCAGAGGUCACCUCCAAUAAAAUAUCAAUGCUCAAUAAAGUCCCAAAUGUCUGACUAACUGGCUCAGUGUGUUUACUGCCUUACCCGACAAUGUGUUUAUUAGAAAAGACCAAAACCUAAUGAUAGUGACUUCCUUUGAGAGGUUUUACCAAAUCAAUUUCUUUCUUAAUAACUGUGUCUUAUUUAAUUUUAAAGCUUAAACUUAAUUUAAGGAGGAAAACUCCCACACAAUGUUCCCAAAAAGAAUCUGUACCUAGAGACACGUAUGUCAUCACAUUAGUGAGGUCAUUUGGAUCAGGUCAAUGACAUCAUCGUGCAAGGAGUAAACUUUUAGCCCUCAUUUCCUUCAGUGAAAGUAAACAGGAAGCCGCAAUCACUUCAUAACUGCCACCUUCAUUUACAUAGUAUUGCAAGGUAUCCCGUGAUGCUUUUUCAAGCAGCAUUCGAUAUUGAGCCACAGCUUAAGACAGGUGACCAAAAGCUUGGACAUAGCGUUAGAUUUUAAGGAGAGGUUUAAAGAACGAAAGGAAAUGUUCAGGACAGGAAUUCCGGAGCUUGGAGCCUUGGCAUCUGAAGAAAUGAGUGCCACUGGUGGGCGGGUGGAAACUGGGAGUUAACAUGCUUGUCAUUUUGGAGGAUGGAAGAGGAGGGUUUGACUACAGGAUUGAAAAGCAGAUGUUGGCAGACAAGGACAAGGUGUGAGUACAGGGGUGGGGAGAACAUGACAAAUGGGUACUUAAGGUGCUGAAAGAAAGGCAAAAUAAAUAGAUACUCAGCAGGCCAGGUAUGGAGGGAGACACAGGGCUGACAUUUUUGAUGGUGACUUUUGAUCAGGACAGCACAAGUUAGGACUUUGGCUACAGGAUUUUGGGGAGUAGGUGGAAGGCAUCUGGUCAGGAGUGUGAUGAAAUAGUCCAGUCUGCCCGGAUGAAGCGAUUCUGGAUGUGUUGUCGAAUGGACUAGUGUUAGGCCAUUGAAAACUGAGUCCAGGCUACGAGUUGCAAAGGCUUUGCCAACUGACAAGCUAAGGCAGGAGCACAGUCGGGCGGCAGUGUAGGGUGGAAGCACGCAGCCACGGUGACGGAGAUGAUACGAGGUCAGCUGUUUAUUUCUUGAGGCCAAGGUUGUCAAGAAUCUGCAGCAAAAAAAAAACAACAUGCAGGAGGAUCUCAAUGGGCCAGGCAGCCUCUGAGGAGGGAAAUUGUCAGGCGAUAUUUCAGCUCGAGACCCUGCAUUUGGAUGAAGGGCAGUCCAGAUGAAGUGUGUCAACCCAAAACAUUAACCGUCCAUUUCUCUCCAUGGGUGUUGCCUGACUCACUGAGUUCCUCCACCAUCUUGUGUUUUUGAUUCAAAUUCCAGCAGUUGCAGUCUCUUCUGCCUCUAUUUUGUUAAGAAUCUGGUUCUAGUAGACAAAGAGGCUGUGGAGAGGAAUGGAGGUACUGGUAGACGAUGGAAUUUGUGGCAGGGUCAUUGUUUUAAACUGUACCAUGGCCCUCAUUGCUAAUUAUAACAAGAGGAAGGUCUUAUUUUGUUGGUCUGAUAAUCCAGAAGAAGUAAAUUCAUCAGUUUGGUAAUUUGAAUUCCCCACUUGAAGGAACCCAGCAAAUAGAAAGCUGGUCUCCAUAAAGGCAGGUAGGAUUUUCCUAAUUAUAACCCACUGGGUUCACCAGGGCCCUCAAGAAAUCUGCCCUCCUAUCCUGCUGACUCCACCCCACACAGUUACCCCUUAUUUGCCCUCUGAAGAGGCCCAGCAAACCAGUCGUGCAAUAAAUGAUUACCUUGACAGUGAUGCACCCAUCCCGAGAAUGAAUAGUUAAAAGAAGGACCACAUUGACGGUCCCCUGAAAAAUGCCAUCCAAAUGCAAAAUCUUCCAAACAAUGUUACGUCCCGCGGUCAGAGUGGCAGGGUAAGCAAAGAAAAGCCACCGUAAUGAACUUGUAAUUAUUGAUUGCUCGGGGGGAUAACUGUCACUGGGCCCUCUGGAGCUUGUGACCAUGAACUGUGUAAAUAAUUGUGAGUUUAUCAUUGAAUGUACAUUUUUUAAAUUCUUUGCUUGUUUUCCUGAGUUUUAACAAUGUUCGAAAUAAAAGAACACGUUUUUUUACCGA